UCUGUAACGUCAUUCUGACUAGUCAAAACUACAGUUACAGAUAUCUGUAAUUCAGUUUUGACUAGGCAAAAUCUUAUUACAGAUAUCAGCAAUGUCACUCAAAAUGAUAGUCAACUUGUCACACAUCGUAAAUGACAAUUGUAGAUAUCUGUAAUUCAGUUUUGACUAGUCAAAAAAAUCGUUCGAGAUAUCUCAAACGUCAACACGUGACGUUCCUCAUGCGAGGCUUGCCAUAAGCUUCCCAUUUUUAAACCAGAUUUUAAGACUUAGAGGCAAUGGCGGUUGCAGUUGUGGACAAGAUAGUUAGAAAAUGCCAUGAAAUUGAAAGAGCUUAUCAUCAAGGGAUUUGUGGCGAACGAGAGCUUCGUUCACUCGACAGUUGUAAUAUAAAUUUACAGCGUAUUGCAAAUGUUUUGUCUCCACACACGCUUGAGGAGCUACGACGAAGUCUGGAUGGUGUCAGAACACGGAUCUCGCGUGCUGGAGUAGCAGCAAAAUAUGUCGGGUUUUCGGCCCAUCGCAUUAAUUCAGGAUGGCGAGGGCGACCAGCCAUUCAUGUCACCAGGGACCAAAUUGACUUCCUCAUGAAGCAAGGCAACACAGUGAAACGAAUAGCCAAAAUUUUGGGAUGCUCCUCCUCAUUUCUUUACAAGAGGACAAAAUUGCUUGGGAUACCAGUGAGGAGAAGAUUUUCUGUGAUAGAUGAUGAAGAACUUGAACGUCACGUAAGUCGACUUCAAGGCCUGUAUCCAAACUCUGGAUAUGAGAUGAUGAGAGGCUUGCUACGUGCAGAUGGAUUGCUGCUUCCACGACGAAGGGUGCGUGAGAUGUUGGCCCACAUAAACCCAGCAGCUGCUGCUCGGAGGUGGAGCAGCACUGUGGCAAGACGGGUGUAUCAUAUACCUUACCCCAAUAGCCUGUGGCAUAUAGAUGGGAACAUGCGCCUCAUAAGAUGGGGCUCUGCAGUUCAUGGUGCCAUAGAUGGACACUCUCGGCUGAUCACUUAUCUGAACUGCAACACAAACAACCGUGCCACCACUGUACUGUGUCAGUUUCUUAAAGCCACAUGCCAUUAUGGACUACCCUCUAGAGUACGAUCGGAUUAUGGUGGUGAAAACCUGCAGGUGGCUUUACUCCUGAACCUUGUGCAGGGCAUCGAGCGCCGGAGUUUCAUCACUGGGGAAUCAAUCCACAACCAGAGAAUUGAGCGUCUUUGGAGGGAUGUGUUUUUGCAUGUGUUGCAGUCUUUUUACAGUACAUUCUACUCUCUUGAAGAUUCACAUCUUCUGGAUCCCAGUAAUGACAUUCACAAACUUUCACUCAGCAUGGUUUUUCUUCCUGAGAUUCAAAAAAGUCUGGAGCGCUUUAGGGAGGCCUGGAACAACCAUGCUUUGCGCAUGGAAAACAACCAAACCUCAAACCUCAAAACCAAAUCUCAAAUAUGGACGGAAGGCAUGCUCUCAAAUAUGGCAAGAGACAGUGCAGCGACCAACAAUGUGUUCGGGGAAAAUCCCUACAGCCCACACCAUUUGGAGGCAGUUCUGGCACAGCAUAGAAUUGACUCUUUACCUGCUACUGAUGAUGAUGAUCUUCCAGCUGUAAUUGUAGAGCAGUCUCAAAUCAAUCUCAGUCAGCAGCAACAGGAGUCAAUCUCUCAUGCCAUUGAUCACAUUUCUGAUUUGAAGAUGAAGUACCUGACAUGCUGUGCAGAAAUUACAAAUGUUAUGGCAACCUAAGACUUUUAACCCGUUUUUCAAAUGGGGAUGCCAUAUGACAUGUCUGAUGUCCUCUAUGACAGUAAACUGAAUAUCUUUGGUUUGUGGACAAAACAAGACAUUUGAGGACACCAUCUUGAGCUUUGAGAAACAUCAUUUUUCAACAUUUUAUAGAACAAAUGCAAUGGUCUAGGUCACAUAUGUCAAACUCAAGGCCCACAGGCAGAAUAUGGGUCGCCACGUCGUUUUAUGUGGCCCCCAGAGCCUAUGUAAGCUGUAUAUGAUUGUCUUAAAAUAAAAGUCUAUGCUACUUUAAAGCAUACAUUAACCAUAAAGUUAUAAUUUUGAGUUAAUUACAUACAAUAUACUACUUUUUAUGUGUAGCAGUGUAUUCAGUUUGUUUACAGGUGUAUGUGUUCCAUGCAGCCAAAUGUUUCAAACCAUCUCUCAUUAGUUGGAUGCAGGGUUCAAAAUUAACACCCCCCAAGCGCCAAAAGUGGGUCAGUUUUCUGUUUGGCGAAUAAAUCGAUUUAAAAACUA
Molecule: messenger RNA, 2255 nt
Organism: Epinephelus lanceolatus (giant grouper)
Lineage: Eukaryota; Metazoa; Chordata; Actinopteri; Perciformes; Serranidae
Source: RefSeq, a predicted model, not a curated record